AUUCAAACAGUCCUUUCUCCAGGGACAAGACUGAAGGAACUCUUCAGCUGCCUCUUCUGAGACUCUGCUUCAAGGAGAGCAAGAGCCCUUCACUGAAAUCCUCCCACCAUGCUGGGGCUGCUGCUGCUGCUGCAGGUGUUGGCGAGCUGCCUCUGGCUGGGACACGGCGAGGUGGUGGAGGCCUUUAAAGGAGAAUGUGCUGAGUUUUUCUAUGAGAAGACCCCCCCAAGUGGUGCCCUGCGUCCACAGAAUGCAGUCAGGAUCUGCCAGAAGUAUGACGACAAAUUUCGCUUUGCCACCCUGUAUGACAAAACCAAUAGAAUUCCAGUGUACUCUGGUUACAAAUACCAGCCUGGAAAUGCCACCAGAUAUGACAGAUGGUUUGUUGAGCCCCAGCUGAUCAACAAAACGUAUGACAUGAAUAUGGCUGAAGAGGGUGACAUCAAACGUAAAUAUCACAUCAACUCAACAGUAAUUGGCCAGAAUCAGGCUAUUGACCAAGACUACAUGAACCUCAAGGACUUGGACCGUGGUCACUUGAGUCCCAGUAGCCACCACAAUGAUGACAAGUGGAGUUGGGCUACCUUCACGCUCACCAAUAUUGUGCCUCAGGACAGAAAACUUAACCAGAAUGCCUGGAGAAACUACGAGGAAAAAACGAUGCGCCACAAAAACCAGGGCUGUAAUACCACCUAUGUCAUCACGGGUGCUGUACCUGGGAACACCAAGGUCCCCAGUGGGAGGGUAAAUAUACCCAGCUACAUCUGGUCAGCUGCCUGCUGUGUGAAGGACAAAAAGCCCUUGAAGGCUUGGGCGGCCAUCGCUAAGAAUGAGAUAAACAAGAAUGAGGUGAAAGAGCUCAGCCUGAGGAAGCUGGAAAACUGGCUAAAAAAACUCUAUAACGGAACAGUUACUCUGUUCAAAAAUUCCUGUACCCUGGAAUAA
Catharus ustulatus (Swainson's thrush) is the source of this 945-nucleotide messenger RNA. Its product is annotated as endonuclease domain-containing 1 protein-like. The transcript is spliced from 3 exons. Lineage: Eukaryota; Metazoa; Chordata; Aves; Passeriformes; Turdidae. Bases 109 to 945 code for a protein of 278 amino acids. The record is from RefSeq and is a predicted model, not a curated record. Gene Ontology annotation, molecular function: metal ion binding; nucleic acid binding; hydrolase activity.